This is a messenger RNA of Saccharomycodes ludwigii, 948 nucleotides long. It is a transcript of the gene PET123, whose product is annotated as mitochondrial 37S ribosomal protein mS26 PET123. The coding region runs from base 1 to 948 and encodes 315 amino acids. The record is from RefSeq and is a predicted model, not a curated record. The transcript has a single exon. NCBI's taxonomy places the organism in Eukaryota, Fungi, Ascomycota, Saccharomycetes, Saccharomycodales, Saccharomycodaceae.
AUGGGCAAAGGCAUAGCUAAAUUUGGUUUUAAAAGUGGUAUUUUACCAAAAAUACGUCCAAUCUUGAAGACACCAACAAUGAAACAGAAGAAACAUAUUUUAAUGGAAGAGAAUUUAAAGCAGAAAAAUAGUAAAUCUGGAUAUGCUGAAAAUAUUCCACACCCACAAGGCAUUCAACGUAACCAGCCACCAAUGAAAUUCAUUGAGAUUGAAUCACAAAUUAGAAAAACCGUUCCACCACCAAAAAGUAAUAGCGACAAUAUGACUUCUAACAAGAGCACAGUGGCACAAGUUAAAAGUUCUAUGGCCAGUUUACGUCGUGAAUAUUUGGCCAGCAGUUUACGUAAGGAGGAAGAAAGAUUAAUAAAAUUGCAAAACUUUUUGGAAGAAAAGAAACAAAUUGUACAAGAAAGAAAAAAGAAUGAACAAACAAAAUUAUUAAAAAGUAGUAGUAUUGAAAACAAUCUUACCACACCUACAUUACACGACAUGCUGUCCUUUAUUCCAGAAGAUGAUAAUACAAAUAAAAGAAAGCCAUUGCCAUUCAUGAGACCUAGAACUGAGGAAGAAGAAGAGAUUUUAAAACUGAAAAGGGAAUACAAUAGAGAAAUUAUUAUUUUCAAGGCCAAAAAGAGAAGAUUAGAAAAGUUAUUACAAUUGUAUCAUGUUUCAUCGAAUUUUAUUGUUACUGAAGAACAGUUACUUGCUAAAAUCGAUAAUGUUUUCAGCCAGAAAAAUGCCGUUGAUCGUGCAAUUAAAUUUAAUUUGUUUGGUAAUACUGAUUUGACUGCAGACUCUGCUACUAAGACUAAGACUAGAAUCGUUAAUCAAUUACUAGGCACCAUGGGUCCAAACCAUUAUGUAGGUCUACCAAAAGUUAUUAAUUAUAUGAAUGGUGACUCAAUUAAGGAUAAUCAAAAGAAACCUGAUCAACAACAAGAAAAAUAA